AAUAUACACAAAUUUUGUUAGGAGUUCGGAGUUCGGACCCAGUAUAUAUUAUUUCUCUAUGGUUAGGACCAUUGUCAUAGUUUAGGUUAUGAUGGUAAAUAUUAAAAUAUAUUCCUAUUUCACAACUUACUAAACACCGACAAAUAGUUUAUUUAUAAUUGCACCGUUGUGGUUCCUAGUCUUUUAAAAAAUUGAAGGUUUGUUUGAGGACUAAGAUUAUCAUUUGAAAAUGGCUAAGCAUCACCCUGAUCUUAUAUUUUGCCGAAAACAACCCGGCGUCGCGAUUGGACGUUUGUGUGAGAAAUGUGACGGUAAAUGUGUUAUUUGCGAUUCUUACGUGCGUCCAUGCACUUUGGUAAGGAUAUGUGAUGAGUGUAAUUACGGAUCGUAUCAAGGAAGAUGUGUAAUUUGUGGAGGCCCAGGUGUUUCAGACGCAUAUUACUGCAAAGAAUGCACCAUUCAAGAAAAGGAUAGAGAUGGAUGUCCAAAAAUUGUAAACCUUGGAAGUUCUAAGACAGAUCUAUUCUAUGAAAGAAAGAAGUAUGGCUUUAGAAGACACUAGCAAUAGUUUCUUUCUAGUUUUCUUUAAAACUAGAAAGACAAUGGACUAAAGAUUAUUGUGUGAAUGAGAAUUAAUCAUAAGAAUGGUUUAAUAAUAAAACAUAUUUCCAAUCUGUGU
This is a messenger RNA of Pieris rapae (cabbage white), 679 nucleotides long. RefSeq names its product PHD finger-like domain-containing protein 5A (gene Phf5a). The record is from RefSeq and is a predicted model, not a curated record. Gene Ontology annotation, biological process: mRNA splicing, via spliceosome. Gene Ontology annotation, cellular component: U2 snRNP; precatalytic spliceosome; U12-type spliceosomal complex. The transcript has 3 exons. NCBI's taxonomy places the organism in Eukaryota, Metazoa, Arthropoda, Insecta, Lepidoptera, Pieridae. The coding region runs from base 230 to 562 and encodes 110 amino acids.